CAAUCCGGCGAGUACAACCCUUUGUACGCGGCAGCAUCUGACGUUCUAGGAGUUGGUCCACCCCCAUCGGCACCUGUCAUGGGACCUCCCACCCAGGUACUAUAUUCACAAGACAUUGCUACGUCUCAAUUUAUACAACCAUCCAAUCCGACUUCAAGUGCUUCCACCAUUCGGUCUCUCGAUGAGGCCGAAUUUGAGGAAAGAUCUCCAUUGUAUCGCACGGGCACGACUGCUUCUGCCACACUCCGUACGCAGAAAACGAAGGCUGUUGAUCUUCGUGCCCCUCCAUAUACCAAAGAAUACAUCGAUAAUUACCGUCAGCGCAUCAAAGCCGACCCUGACCCUGAAGCUCACUUUGCUUAUGGCAAGUAUCUUAUCGACGCUGCGAAGAAGAUAGGAGCAGAUGCCAAGGAUCAGCGCGCCGUCCGCAAAUUUCGUGAUACCCUCAUCCAAGAAUCGCUGAAGGUAAUGCGACGCUUGGCGACACAAGGUCAGCCCUACGAUGAAGCACAAUUUUUCUUGGCCAACUGUUACGGGACUGGUAUGCUGGGCCUUCAAGUGGAUCAUGAGAAGGCGUAUCACCUCUACCUUCAGGCUGCGAAACAAAAUCAUGCCGCUGCUACGUAUCGUGUCGCGGUGUGCAAUGAGAUUGGUGCUGGGACAAGGAAGGAGCCUCCACGAGCCGCCGCUUUUUAUCGCAAGGCAGCAUCAUUAGGCGAUACCGCUGCCAUGUACAAACUAGGGAUGAUCUUGUUACAGGGUUCUCUUGGGGAGGCAAAAAAUCCAAGGGAAGCCAUUGGAUGGCUACGGCGCGCGGCCGAGCAGGCGGACGAGGAGAAUCCACACGCUCUUCAUGAACUCGCACUACUCCACGAGAUACCGAACGGCCAGUUCAUCCCUCACGAACCUCUCCAGUCGAAGGAGCUCUAUACACGGGCUGCGUAUCUGGGAUACACACAGUCUCAAUACAAGCUUGGUCAAUGUUAUGAAUAUGGAGCUCUUGGAUGUCCUGUUGAUCCCCGGAGAUCAAUAGCAUGGUAUACCAAAGCUGCGGAGAAGGGAAAUUCGGAGGCCGAACUUGCUCUGAGCGGAUGGUACCUGACAGGAAGUGACGGGGUCUUGGUACAAAGUGACUCAGAGGCAUAUUUGUGGGCAAGGAGAGCAGCAAAUAAAGGGUUGAGCAAGGCUGAGUAUGCCGUUGGUUACUAUGCAGAGGUUGGUAUUGGUAUCAAGCAGGAUGUUGAAUUUGCCAAACGAUGGUAUAUGCGAGCGGCUGCACAGGGAAACAAACGAGCUAUGAACAGGUUGACAGAGAUGAAGCGGCAAGGAAGCAAGCGAGCGAACAUGGCGCGACCCACUCGACAGCAGGCAAAGGAUGAAUGUGUCGUUUGUUAAUGAUACAACAAUGGAGAGCAAUCGAUUAAUUGUAGAUUCCC
Messenger RNA from Heterobasidion irregulare TC 32-1, 1436 nucleotides. RefSeq lists its product as uncharacterized. The record is from RefSeq and is a predicted model, not a curated record. Gene Ontology annotation, molecular function: protein binding. The transcript has 3 exons. Lineage: Eukaryota; Fungi; Basidiomycota; Agaricomycetes; Russulales; Bondarzewiaceae. The coding region runs from base 79 to 1395 and encodes 438 amino acids.